Messenger RNA from Zingiber officinale, 2978 nucleotides. RefSeq names its product ABC transporter G family member STR-like. Gene Ontology annotation, molecular function: ATP binding; ATP hydrolysis activity; ABC-type transporter activity. NCBI's taxonomy places the organism in Eukaryota, Viridiplantae, Streptophyta, Magnoliopsida, Zingiberales, Zingiberaceae. The transcript has 4 exons. Bases 337 to 2769 code for a protein of 810 amino acids. The record is from RefSeq and is a predicted model, not a curated record. Gene Ontology annotation, cellular component: membrane.
AUAACUCUUUAGAUGAUAGUCUCGUUGCAAAGGAGUCUUGUUGCAUUUUGCUUUUAAAGUUUGAUUUCAUGUAUUAAUAUCGUCAAUGCCAACGUCAAAACUGACGCCAAAUUUUUCUGAAGCACCAAAGCUCGAAGAAACAGCAAAUCCAAAGAGCAUGGGAAUUUAUUCAAGGAUUCCCUUGUCGCCAUCCCCCCGCAUCAGAAGUAUCGCCAUGUCGAGGCUGCCAAAAACAAUGCACGCCCUUUAAACGAAGCAAACCAAGGAGAGAAAACGGAGUCGAGGGAGCACUAGAUCGAUAUUAGAGAGUAACAGUAUCUCCCCGGUGAGAAAUUAAUGGAUCAACGCCGCCAUAGGAGAGACGGCAAUAGGAGCCUUGAGAGCCUCCUUGACCAGGACGUGCCGUCGGGAGUCGGCGGCCUCGGGAACGCGCCCCCUCAGCCGGCGGGGAGCUUCCCUGGCCAGGGACUCGAGUUCCAGGACCUGUCUUACAGCGUGAUCAAGAAGCAGAAGAAGGACGGCGUGUGGAUCAAAAAGGAGGCUUACCUGCUCAACAAUAUCUCCGGGCAAGCCCUCCGCGGCCAAGUCACGGCCAUCAUAGGUCCCAGCGGCGCCGGCAAGUCCACUUUCCUCGAUGCGUUGGCCGGCAGGAUCGCGCAGGGUAGCCUCGAAGGCUCCGUUAGCGUUGACGGAAAACCGGUGACGACCAGCUACAUCAAGAAGGUUUCAUCCUACGUGAUGCAAGAUGACCAGCUCUUCCCCAUGCUAACGGUGAUGGAGACGUUCAUGUUCGCCGCCGAGGUCAGGCUCUCUCCUUCCAUUUCCAAGAUCGAGAAGAGAGGAAGAGUCUCGGAGCUCCUUCACCAACUUGGUCUUCAGACGGCCGCGCAUACUUACAUAGGCGACGAAGGACGGCGCGGCGUUUCCGGUGGCGAGCGGCGGAGGGUGUCGAUCGGGAUCGACAUCAUCCACAAACCGUCUCUGUUAUUCCUUGAUGAGCCCACCUCAGGUCUCGACUCCUCCAGCGCUUACAGCGUCGUGGAGAAGGUGAAGGAAAUCGCAAAAGGAGGCAGCAUAGUUCUAAUGACCAUUCAUCAGCCUUCUUUCCGAAUCCAAAUGCUUCUCGAUCGAAUCGUCGUCCUCGCAAGGGGGAGAUUGAUCUACCUUGGCAGCCCCACGGCUCUGCCGGCGCACCUCGCCGGAUUCGGCCGCAAAGUCCCCGAGGGAGAGAACGUGAUCGAGUACUUGCUUGACGUGAUCAAGGAGUACGAUGACUCCCAUCUCGGGCUUGAUCCUUUGGUUCUGUACCAGCGCGACGGUCUCAAGCCCAACCUGGCAGCGCGCACUCCGAUUCCCAGGACGCCGCGGACGCCGUUCCAACAGUCGAGCCGCCGCACGCCUCGCCAAAUCGUCCUGCGCAGCGACCAGUUCUCCACCACUGCCGGCGCCACACCGCGCGGGAACCCGAAUCAUUCCUACGUGUCCUACGAUUACGACGAGGAGGACGACGAGGUGGAAUUCGAUAACUCACGGGAGAGGAAGAAGGUGGCGGCGACCCCGCUUCACAGCAGCGUGUACAACCCCAGGUUGGCCUCGCAGUUCUACAAGGACUUCUCGGUGUGGCUCUACCACGGCAUCACCAACACGCCCCGCCGGCUCCCCAACUGGACUCCGGCACCGACUCCCGGCCGCACACCCUCCAAGACACCCUUCGCCGGGCAGUACCGCUACCCCAGUCAUCCCAGAACGCCCCACGUCCCCUCGCCCCUGCCUCCCCCAAAGACCCCUAUUUUCGUCGCCGCGCCUCCGCCGGUGUACGAAUACGAGGUGGAGGAGGUGCUCGAUGCCGACGAGGGCUCCAAGUUCGCGAACCCGUGGUUCCGGGAGGUGAUGGUGCUGUCUCAUCGCACAGCGCUCAACGUGGUGCGCACGCCGGAAUUGUUCCUGUCGCGCGAGAUCGUGCUGACGGUGAUGGCCCUCAUUCUCUCCACUCUGUUCCACCGGCUCAACGGUCACGACUUCACGACGAUCAACCGGCUUCUCAACUUCUACAUCUUUGCGGUCUGCCUCGUGUUCUUCUCCUCCAACGAUGCUGUGCCGACGUUCAUCCAAGAGCGGUUCAUCUUCAUCCGCGAGACGUCGCACAACGCCUACCGCGCGUCGUCGUACGUGAUGUCGACGCUGCUGGUGUACCUGCCCUUUUUCGCAGUGCAAGGCUUCACCUUCGCCAUCAUCACGCGCCUGAUGCUGAGGCUCAACAGCAGCGUGCUCUACUUCUGGAUCAUCCUCUACGCGUCGCUCAUCACCACCAACUCCUACGUGAUGCUGGUGAGCGCGCUGGUGCCCAGCUACAUCACCGGCUACGCCGUGGUCAUCGCCACCACGGCGCUCUUCUUCCUCACCUGUGGGUUUUUCCUGAAGCGGACGCAGAUCCCGGUGUACUGGCGGUGGCUCCACUACAUCUCGGCGAUCAAGUACCCGUUCGAGGCGCUGCUGACGAACGAGUUCAAGAACGAGCUAUGCUACACCGGCGACUUCGCCGAGCUAUCCACCGGGCCGUUGGGCGAUGUCAAGUACAGCGAGCGGCACGAGCGGGAGGGCAUCUUGCCGGCGGUGUGCCCUCUGAUCGGGGAGGAUGUCCUGAAGACGAUGGACAUAACGAUGGAAAGCGUGUGGGGCGACGUCGCCAUACUGCUGGCUUGGGGCGUCCUCUACAGGAUCUGCUUCUACGUGGUGCUCCGCUUCUACUCCAAGAACGAGAGGAAGUAGCGAUCGACAUGGCGAAGGAUGCUGCUAAUAAAUCCAUGUGUAAACAAUAACAUCGAUUAUUCCGUGAACCAAAUUGUAUCCUUCCAUUUUAAUCCACUUAAUUAUUUCUCACAUUCAAACCCUUUACUACGGAAUUAAAUUGUAAUCAUCAUCAUUAAUUAAUUACAGAUUAACUUUUCUGAAGUAAUGAAAUUGAGUAACCACGGAAG